AUCCGGAUGUGGAGCUAAGAGCAACUCUAACAGAUUGAUUUUUUUUUCUUUUCUCACUAUAUAGGAAUUUUUUUUUUCAAUUUCAACAUAUAUGAAAGAAGUGCUCCAGCAGAUUGAUUUUUCCUUCUUUCUAUAUGGAAAGGGAGAUGCGAUGUCUCUUUUUUUUAUUGGGGAUUGGAGAGAAAUUAUUGGGGAAUGAGAAAAAUAAAGGGAAAAGGGAGAUGAAAAAUCAAUCUAUUGGAGUAGGUUUUUUCAACAUCAAUCUCCUAUAUUGAGAAAAAGUGAAAAAGGGAAAGAGGAAGAUCAAUUUGUUGGAGUUGCUCUAAGUUAUUCACCAUUUAUCGCGGCGUCUGAGUUCUUUUGGCGUAAGCUGAGCGGUGAUCCCGGCAGCAGAAAAAAUGGAGGUUUCCAAGCAGGAAUAUAUACUGUGAAAUCUGGCUACUGUCUUACAAGAUUGGAAAAUUUUCAUAGCUUAACUCAGGUCCAUCAAGGCACCACCAAAAAUGAAGAUUCUACUUUGGAGAAUUGCCCAUGACUGUUUGCCUACAGGGGUACUAUUAAAGGCAUCUAAAGGAGAAGCUACAUUACUCACAGUUACUCUUUGGCAUAUUUGGGAAGCAAGAAAUUCAGCUAGAAAUGGGGAGAAUGUGAUGCACCCACGAAUGAUUGUUGAAAAGGUGAAAGCUUAUGUGGAGAUGAUCCUGCUGCACAUAUUUAAGCCAUCAACAUAUCACAGGUGUGAGUCUAAUAAUCUUGUUUCGAAAUGGACUCCACCGCCGGAUGGAUGGAUGAUGGCCAACGUAGAUGCAGCAAUCUUAAAUGAUCCGCCUUCUAUAGGAAUGGGUGUUGUCAUCCGUGAUCAUUGUGGGAAGUUUAUAUCUGCUUCUUGCCAAAAGAUGGACAUUGCAGCUGAUCCUGAACUAGCUGAAGCUUUGGCGGUUCGACAUGCAGUUGUCUAUGCAAAAGACAUGAAUCUCCAGCAUGUUAUAGUGGCCUCUGACUGUUUAAAUGUUGUUAGGAAGAUUAAAGCUCCUGGAAUGGAUAGAUCCCUGGUGGGUCCCAUUAUCAGAGUUAUUAUAAAUUUAGUUAGAGGCACUUCUUUUGUCUUCACUCAUAUCCCUAGAGGAUGUAAUGAGGCAGCUCAUGUAAUAGCUAGAUUAGCUCAUCAGAAUGCUGGUUUUAUUUGGUCAUAUAAUGCUCCGGAAUCUAUCCGGGCUAUCCUCUGUAACGACUUGUUAAAUUAAUUUAUAUAUU
Messenger RNA from Panicum virgatum (switchgrass), 1254 nucleotides. RefSeq lists its product as uncharacterized. The transcript has 2 exons. NCBI's taxonomy places the organism in Eukaryota, Viridiplantae, Streptophyta, Magnoliopsida, Poales, Poaceae. The record is from RefSeq and is a predicted model, not a curated record. The coding region runs from base 504 to 1244 and encodes 246 amino acids. Gene Ontology annotation, molecular function: RNA-DNA hybrid ribonuclease activity; nucleic acid binding.